This is a messenger RNA of Ornithodoros turicata, 831 nucleotides long. RefSeq lists its product as uncharacterized. The transcript has a single exon. Gene Ontology annotation, biological process: DNA replication, removal of RNA primer. Bases 1 to 831 code for a protein of 276 amino acids. Gene Ontology annotation, molecular function: RNA-DNA hybrid ribonuclease activity; nucleic acid binding. NCBI's taxonomy places the organism in Eukaryota, Metazoa, Arthropoda, Arachnida, Ixodida, Argasidae. The record is from RefSeq and is a predicted model, not a curated record.
AUGGCGAUCCCGAGGGUGAGACUGACGGUUCCGAAUCUCUCUGUGAAGAAAUAUGUACCUAUCUGUGUCCAGCGGCAGCUGACUGUCGACUUAAUACAUAACAUCCAAGACCGAGUGGUAGUAUACCACCAGAUGGCUCCACUACAACAACUGGAUCGACGAGUGCCUUCGUCAUACCUGUCUAUGGUGUUGAAAGUGGAAUGCGUUUAUCCCAUACGAUCGUUGACAGCAGCUGAACUGUACGCUCUGCUCAUGGCUAUGGAAUAUAUAGCGUCGGCUCAUUCACGGACGAAGUGGGUUAUUAUCUCGGAUUCCCAGGCUGCUCUGCAGUCCCUUAUUUCUGCAGGAACUACCAGUGCUGGCAACCCCGUAGUUGCUGAUGUUGUAAAACUACACGCGGUGGCUGCUGGACACAUGUUCUUUCAAUGGUUGCCAGGACACUGCGGCAUACCUGGACAUCAUGCGGCUGAUGCUGCGGCACGCAGAGCAUAUGGGAAGCGUGCGUCACGACUCAUAUAUUUCACCAAGUCCGACGCUAGGGCCAUGUUCACUGUUUUGUGUCGCGAACUGGCUGAGGCACAGUGGCUCUCUGGCGGGGCUCGCGCCUCCCUGCUACACCGCGUUGACCCGGAGCUUGCCUCUACUUUCCCGACGUCGUUCCGUAGACCGUUUGCGUCACUUUACCACCGGCUCCGCCUCAACGUGCCCUGCAGCCGACGUCUUCUUCACAAGCUUGGAAAGGCGGAUUCACCCAACUGUGGCAUCUGUGGGACUGUUGAGGACACUGAACAUAUCUUAUUAUCCUGUCCACGGUAUCAGCAGCACAGAUAA